UUCCGAGAAAUAGCUGUGAUAAACAAAGAAAGAUGAAGACAUUCUUGUUGUUUGCAUUUAUACUAUCCAAUUUAUACCUGACUUUUGCGGACUGGGAGCAUCCAAACUAUAGCUACAGAUGUUUGGAAAACGGUGAUGUGGAAUUCUUUGGAGUGCAUGAGAAAAGUACCAUAAAAGUUGAGACGACGGAAAGUGAAUGCAAUUGCACUUAUGAUCAAACUUCCCAUGUCUACUUGAUUAAGUCAUGUUUGACAAAUCAUUAUAAUGCCACUAUCAGUGUUUACGACUAUGAUUUUGAUGGCGUGUCAGAGCCCCCUCCUGCUACAGAUAGUAGCAGUGCCUCUAAUAUAAUUGGAGGACACCGUGGACAUCAAUUUGUUAUCACUUGCGAAGAUAUUCCACCCGAGGGAAUCAAUAAAACGGUGGCACAUGUGUUUCAAGGAAGUGUUUAUAAUCAACUUCCAAACAACUACAAAGAAGUCGCUUCAGUUGAGAUGCGUUUUAAAGCAGUCAACAAUAUGAAAGCUCCUGACAUCAACACGGUCUACAUAGGAGAUGAAUUCUACAUGUUCAUCAAAUAUAUGGGAGAGGAAGAUUACACCGUAAUUCCCGAGGAGUGUAAUGCCUACGAUGAGCCUUGGAUUGAAAAAGGACUAGUACCAAAAACUUCCAGUCCCCAUAGGGUGGAGUUGUGGAAUGUUAAUGGGUAA
Molecule: messenger RNA, 710 nt
Organism: Saccostrea cuccullata (small rock oyster)
Lineage: Eukaryota; Metazoa; Mollusca; Bivalvia; Ostreida; Ostreidae
Exons: 7
Coding region: 33-710 (225 amino acids)
Source: RefSeq, a predicted model, not a curated record